Elgaria multicarinata webbii is the source of this 1052-nucleotide messenger RNA. It is a transcript of the gene MTNR1A, whose product is annotated as melatonin receptor 1A. The record is from RefSeq and is a predicted model, not a curated record. The transcript has 2 exons. Gene Ontology annotation, biological process: G protein-coupled receptor signaling pathway. Lineage: Eukaryota; Metazoa; Chordata; Lepidosauria; Squamata; Anguidae. Gene Ontology annotation, cellular component: plasma membrane. The coding region runs from base 3 to 1052 and encodes 349 amino acids. Gene Ontology annotation, molecular function: melatonin receptor activity.
GCAUGCGCGUCAACGGGAGCGGGCCGAACGGCUCUGAGCCGCAAGACCAGCUCACCUUGGACCGACCCCCCUGGGUGGCCUCCACCUUGGCCGCCAUCCUCAUCUUCACCAUCGCGGUAGAUAUCCUGGGCAACCUGCUGGUGAUCCUGUCCGUGUACAGGAACAAGAAGCUGAGGAACGCGGGAAACGUCUUCGUUGUCAGCCUAGCUAUUGCUGAUCUGGUAGUGGCCAUCUACCCUUACCCUCUGGUCCUGACAUCUGUCUUUCACAACGGAUGGAACCUGGGAUAUGUCCAUUGUCAAAUCAGUGGGUUUCUUAUGGGCCUAAGCGUUAUUGGAUCCAUAUUCAACAUUACUGGAAUCGCGAUUAAUCGGUACUGCUAUAUCUGCCACAGCCUCAAGUAUGACAAGUUGUACAGUGACAAGAAUUCUUUGUGCUACGUCAUUCUUAUCUGGGUCUUGACAUUUGUUGCCAUUGUGCCCAAUCUGUUUGUUGGAUCCCUUCAGUAUGACGCCAGGAUCUACUCAUGUACCUUCUCCCAGUCUGUGAGCUCUGCAUAUACAAUAGCAGUUGUGUUUUUCCAUUUCUUGCUCCCAAUAGCCAUAGUUACAUUUUGCUACUUGAGAAUAUGGAUCCUAGUUAUUCAAGUGCGGAGGAGAGUUAAACCUGACAACAAACCCAAACUGAAGCCACAUGACUUAAGGAACUUUGUGACCAUGUUUGUGGUCUUUGUACUCUUUGCAGUCUGCUGGGCUCCUUUGAAUUUUAUAGGCCUUGCGGUGGCCGUCAACCCAGAAACAAUAAUUCCCAGGAUUCCAGAGUGGUUGUUUGUUUCUAGUUACUACAUGGCAUACUUCAACAGCUGCCUUAAUGCUAUCAUUUAUGGACUUCUGAACCAGAAUUUCAGACGAGAAUACAAACGAAUUAUUGUGACCAUUUGUACAGCAAAAUUUUUCUUCCAGGACAGCUCUAAUGAUGCAGUAGACAGGAUGAAAAGCAAACCCUCACCAUUGAUCACAAACAACAAUUUAGUGAAGGUUGACUCAGUAUGA